Molecule: messenger RNA, 2127 nt
Organism: Vespa crabro (European hornet)
Lineage: Eukaryota; Metazoa; Arthropoda; Insecta; Hymenoptera; Vespidae
Gene: Mgat1
Product: alpha-1,3-mannosyl-glycoprotein 2-beta-N-acetylglucosaminyltransferase
Exons: 11
Coding region: 238-1674 (478 amino acids)
Biological process (GO): protein N-linked glycosylation
Cellular component (GO): Golgi apparatus
Molecular function (GO): alpha-1,3-mannosylglycoprotein 2-beta-N-acetylglucosaminyltransferase activity
Source: RefSeq, a predicted model, not a curated record
UAUCGGUACGCGUGACAUUACGUUGACAGUCGUGUCCAGUCUAUCUAACUGUAUUUUAUACGUUGACUCCUGAUUUGUCAGAACUAAAUAAAAUAAGAAAAUUAAAUUUAAAAUCUUAUCAAUGCACUAUACUAAAUAUGAUUACAUUUGUACAAUCCAACUAAUACAUGAUUACCUAAGGGAUCGUAGAAAAGUCCUUCGGUAAAAGAAUGUUGAGGUGACAUUUCUGGUUCUGUCAUGCGGAACAGGUCAGUUGGUAUUAUUUUUGGAUCUCUCGUCUUAUGGGGUGUGAUUACAUAUUUUUUAUUUCUUGAUCAACCAUCAGGCAGGGAUCAAGAAAAGCAAAAUAAACUUUCAAAACAAAUUAGCAGAUUGGAACAAAGAGUAAAGCAACAAAUUGCAGUGAACCAAGAAUUUUUUCAACAUAUUGAGGAAAAUAAACAUCAUAGAAAAUUAAUAGAGAAAUUGAUUAUCACUCGUGCAACAAUAGCAAUUCCAAAGAAUAAUGAACAACAUGAAAGUAAUAUUAAACAACAACUUGAAAAGAAUGAUUAUAAAGAAAAAUGGACAGAUUCUAAGGAUUUUCAACAAUCUACAAAGACAGAGGAAACAAUGAAAUCAAAAAAAUCUUUACCAAAUGGAGAUCCAAUAAUAGCUGUAUUAGUUUUCUCAUGCAAUCGCAUCACUGUUCAAAGAUGCUUAGAUCAAUUAAUAAACUUAAGACCUAGUGCAGUGCAGUUUCCAAUUGUUGUGUCGCAAGAUUGUGAACAUGAGCAAACUGCAGAAGUUAUUUCUAAAUAUGGAGAUAAAAUACUGCACAUUCGGCAACCUGACCAAUCAGACAUAGACAUUCCACCUAAAGAAAAAAAGUUUAAAGGAUACUUUAAAAUUGCACGUCAUUAUGGAUGGGCACUAAAUCAAGUAUUUUUUGAGCUUGGAUAUGAAACAGCAAUUGUAGUUGAAGACGAUUUGGACAUAGCUCCUGAUUUUUUUGAGUACUUUCUGGGUACUUAUCCUCUGCUAGUGUCUGAUCGUUCCUUGUGGUGUGUUUCGGCAUGGAACGAUAAUGGUAAAUCUGGUCUGGUGGAUGAGCAUGCACCACACUUACUAUAUAGGACAGAUUUUUUUCCUGGUUUAGGCUGGAUGUUGACACGCCAGUUAUGGCAAGAGCUUGCACCUAAAUGGCCCAAAUCGUAUUGGGAUGAUUGGAUAAGACAACCAGAACAGAGAAAAAAUAGAGCCUGUAUUCGACCAGAAAUAUCGAGAACAAGAACUUUUGGAAAAAUUGGAGUUAGCAAUGGAUUAUUCUUUGAAAAACAUUUGAAAUUUAUCAAGCUGAAUGAAAAAUCUGUGCCUUUUACCAAGAUGAAUUUAACCUACUUGCUGAAAGAUAAUUAUGAUGUAUCUUUUACGAAUGAAGUACACCACUCUACAGUGAUUACUUAUUCUGAAUUAAAAAGUGGACAUAUAAUUAUACCAGGUCCUGUUAGAAUAUUAUAUUAUACACGAUUGUCAUAUAAAAAUACUGCAAAAAUGCUUGGUUUAAUGGAUGAUUUUAAGAGCGGUGUACCAAGAACUGGAUAUCGAGGUGUUGUUACAUUCUUUUACAAUGGUAGAAGAGUUCAUUUGGCACCAGCUACAAAUUGGAGUGGUUAUGAUAUUACAUGGAGCUAACACAUAAUGUAUCAUUAUGAUUUGUAGAUUCUGCAAAUAUCAUAAGGAUCUAUCCUUGUCAUUGAUAGACUGAAUGAACAUAUGAGUCACAAGGGAUUAAGUCUAUAAUACCAAAUACUUAUUAAAUAAACAGCAAGAGCAGAGCUUCCAAUGUGUGCACAUCGUUUCUCUUAUGAAGUCUGGAACUGUUACUUUCAUGAUGCUUUAUGGUGAACUAGUUGAAUUUAGAGAGAAAUGCUGAGUGCCUCAAACGUCAUACCCACCGUUUAUAUGUACAUAUAUAAAUUAAUUAACUAUAAUUAUAUGUACACUGUAAAUACAAAUGUAUUGUAUCUUAAAUAUCAAUUCCGUGCGUACUCUUUUUAUCGGCAAGUUUUAUGCAUUUUGCCUUGUGUACAGAUCAACAGAAUUUUUUUUCCAUUUACAAUAAAGUACAGGUGGUGUUCCCUUUAA